CCAACUGAUCAUCGAGCGGGACUGCACGGACUGGAAGUGGUCGAGGUAGUCGCCCGAGGAGCCGAGGAAAGCAGCCGCGGCGCGGCGGGCUGCCCCGGCGCCCGGAGACAGACACAUCCAACCUUGAUAAAGGGAUGCGCGCCGCAAUCAGCGCACUGAGCUCGCGGGCUGCGGUGGUGGGCCCCUCGGAGGACUCGGACAUCGAUGACCUCCCGGCGGCCGAGGACGAGGACGAGGACGACGCGUCGGCGCGGCGCGUCGUCGACAUCACGGUCGUCGAGGCGCCGGCGCAGCCGGCGAGCCGCGUCGUCCGCAUGUGCCCGUCGCUGUGGCCCGACGCGCGCGAGGCGACGGUCUACUUCCCCUACCCGCAGAAGGACGUGAACCUCGAGCGGUCGGGCCCGCUCCCCGUCGCGGCGGACCUCGGGACGCGGCGGCUGGCCUACCGGUGCACGUGGGAGCGGAACUGCAUCAAGAACGCCUUCAGCCUCGCGGGCUUCCGCCGCGUCAAGGACGGCACCGAGCUGCGGGCCCUCAAGGGCGUCCGGGGCGAGGCGUCGCCGGACGGAUCCGGCUCGGGGCUCGCGGACUUCGUGGGCGGCCUCCUCGGCCUGGCCCCGACCGGGGCGGCCGGCGGCAAGAAGAAGGGCAAGAAGGCCCUCGACGCCCACGUGACGAAGCUGCCGUGGUGCGCGUCGUGGACCAAGCACCCCGGGGCCGAGGUCUACGCGACGCAGCGGCGGCACCAGCGCGUGAACCACUUCCCGGGGUCGUGGUGCAUCGGGCGGAAGGACCGGCUGCUGCGCUGCCUGGGCCGCGCGCGCAGCCGCGGCGGCACCGCGGCCAAGGCCUACGCCUUCAUGCCCGAGGGCUACAUCCUGCCGGGCGAGGCCCGGGCGCUCGAGGGCAAGGCGAAGCUGGACAAGCACGCCGUGUGGAUCGUCAAGCCGCCGGCGAGCUCGUGCGGCCGGGGCAUCCGGCUCGCCACGUCGCGCGAGCUGACGGCGGGCACGCUCCCGAAGGAGAAGAAAUACGUCGUGCAGCGCUACGUCGACGCGCCCUUCCUCGGCGUGAACGGCCGCAAGUUCGACCUGCGGCUCUACGCCCUGGUCACGUCCGUCGACCCGCUCGUCGUCUACGUGCACGAGGACGGCCUCGUGCGCUUCUCGACGCACGCGUACACGAUGCGCAACCUGCGCUGCCGCUACGUGCACCUGACGAACUACUCGGUGAACAAGAAGUCGAAGCGCUACGUCGAGGCCGACGGCGACGGCGCCGAGGCCGCCGACGCCGACGACGACGGCGGCGACGACGACGACGGCGACGACGACGACGACGACGAGGAGGCCGCCGCGGGCCCCGCGGACCCGACGGCCGGCGGCGCCGACCCCGAGGACGCCUUCAAGUGGCCGCUGCAGGCGCUGUGGCGCUGGCUCGACGCGCACGGCCACGACGCGGCGGCGGUGCGCGCGCGCUGCCACGACCUCGUCGUCAAGACGCUCAUCGCCGCCGAGGCCGAGCUGACGCCGCACAACGUCCAGGCGUGCCGGGCCGCGCGGCCGGCCGGCGCGCCGCCGGCGCCGCGGCGGCCGUGCUACGAGCUCUUCGGCUUCGACGUGCUGCUCGACGCGGACCUGCGGCCCUGGCUCAUCGAGGUCAACAUCUCGCCGUCGCUCAUGGGCAACUCGGUGCUCGACCGGCGCAUCAAGGGCCGCCUCGUGGCCGACGUCUUCCACACGACGGGCUUCCGGCCCUUCUCGACCAAGGCCGCGCGCAAGGAGGCGCGCGCCGCGCGCCGCGACCGCCUCGACCGGUCGCGCGCCGGCGGCCCGGCGCGGCCGGCCGGCGGCGCGGGCGCGCAGCAGGACGCCUGGCGCCGCUCGGGCCGGCCCGAGGACGUCGCGCUCGAGCGGCUCGGCCCGGACGACUGGGACGUCGUCUGCCACGCCGAGGACGAGCUCCGGCGCGCGCGGAGCGGCGGCUUUUCGCGCGCGUGGCCGCCGCCGCCGUUCCGUUACGACCUGUGUGGAAAUCAAAAUUCGCGACGCGUUCGUCCUGAACCGCCGGCGUCGACCUCCACGUCAUCGACGCGACGCCUGCUCGAUAGCGUGGCGGUGCCGGUUCCUCACCGCUCGACGGAGCCAGCACGGCAGCGUCGUAACCGACUCACUGGUUGAUUUCCACGCAGGCUACGAUGCGGCCGACGCCGACGCUGGCUGGACGAACGCGCGCGCUGCGCAGGCCGCGCAGGCCGCCAAGGAGAAGAGCGACGCGUACCUGCCGCUCUUCGAGUGCCUCCGCUUCUCGGACUGCCUCCUCGCGCGCGCCGCGCAGCUGCCCGUGCGCAAGCUCUACGAGCACUGCCCCCUCGGGCCGCCGAGGGCGCUCGUGCCGCCGCCGCGCGAGCCGAGACCUGCGGCGGCGUCUCCGAAGAAGUCGCUCCUCCGGUCCGCCGUGUCGGUCGUCAAGGCCGCCGUCCAGCUCUCGCCGCGCAAGCCGCGCGCGGGCCCGGCCGCGCCGGAGCACGCCUCGCGGCGGCCGGAUCACGCCACCCGGCGGCCGGGGUCGGCGCGGCGACGCGCUGCGGCAGCCGCGCUCGCCGACAACGAGGGCGCGCCGCCCCCGAAGCGGCCGCCGCGGCCGCACUACCGCGGCACCGCCAAGACCGACGCGGCGAUCGCCUUCCGCCGCGACAGGGCCGCGAAACCGGCGGCGCCGACGCCCGCGGACCGGUUCCGCACCGUCGACGAGAGCGCCUCGUGGUCUUUUGAUUAUUUGAGCCUGUUCUCGGACGGCGAAGGCCGUUCCGCGUCCUCUUCUUCACACUCUCGCGGGGCCGAGCGCGUCCCAAGGCCGGCAUCGGCCGGCGCGCGCCAACCGCCGCCGCGCCCGAAGCUGGCCACUCAGCAGCUGGGCCUCGAAGUGGGACGGCCCGCCCUCGCGGAUGAUCGCGCGGCGUCGAUGCGGUGGUGACCUUGGCGCCUGUUAAUUAGGAACUAUCUCGAUUAUGGUCGUCCGGACAUAAGUGCUUUGCUUAGA
This is a messenger RNA of Pelagomonas calceolata, 3039 nucleotides long. NCBI's taxonomy places the organism in Eukaryota, Pelagophyceae, Pelagomonadales, Pelagomonadaceae. The record is from the annotation of a GenBank genome assembly.